This is a messenger RNA of Parnassius apollo (apollo), 543 nucleotides long. Lineage: Eukaryota; Metazoa; Arthropoda; Insecta; Lepidoptera; Papilionidae. The record is from the annotation of a GenBank genome assembly.
AUGGAUAAACAUACUAAAGACAAAACUUUGGAACUAGAACCAAACCCAGAGUUCAUUUACGCUUGCACGUGUUUUGAGUCAUCUUUAGAAAAUGUCACAUUAUCAGACCACAAAAAAAGAAUUUUGAAUACAGUGUCUCAAACUGAAAAUUAUUUGCGAGAUCGUCGUAUUCCCGAGUUGAUCAGAUUUCUUUUGUCUAAAGUUCUUGCUGUAGAAUCUAAUAAACCGAUAUUAUAUUUAGAAAAAUUACUCGAUGAUUGUAUGCUAUUUCGAGCAGGCGUUGGACCAGCUCCCGUUUUGUUUGAAGAUAGGCAUCUUGAAGCAUUAGUGAAAAGUUUUGACCCCGGACACCGUGGGUGGUUAACUGCUGGCCAAAUACGUAAAUUGUAUGCAACCUUGGGCCUGUUAAUAAAAGAAGAAUUGCCAGAUAUCUUGCCUUGUGAAACAAUAUUAAACAAUGUCAAAGAAGCUCAAGAAAAUGAAUUGUUUGAUUUGUUAUUAGGAAGACCGACUAAAAACACCAGCGACGAUACACUGGUUUAA